This is a messenger RNA of Mesocricetus auratus (golden hamster), 3373 nucleotides long. RefSeq names its product copine 5 (gene Cpne5). Gene Ontology annotation, molecular function: calcium-dependent phospholipid binding. The transcript has 22 exons. The coding region runs from base 388 to 2220 and encodes 610 amino acids. The record is from RefSeq and is a predicted model, not a curated record. Gene Ontology annotation, cellular component: plasma membrane. Gene Ontology annotation, biological process: cellular response to calcium ion. NCBI's taxonomy places the organism in Eukaryota, Metazoa, Chordata, Mammalia, Rodentia, Cricetidae.
GGGAGGCGGCGGCGACUCUGGGCACAUUUGAUUUUCCCGCAGUCCGGGCGCCCCGGAGCCGGAGCCCCAGCAGAAGACGUGGCUCUGCGCCCCAAGCCCGAGGCGGCGCGGUCCUAGCCCCCUGAGCUCCCACGCCCCCUCGGGGCUCCCCUCCCCGCUGCGCCCCGGCUUCCUCGCCGCGGCUCCAGCCUCCCCGCAGCAGCUCCCGCACCCCGUUUCUCCGCGGCCCCCGUUCUCCGCCCCCUUCCCGCUCGCACUUCCCACGCCCCCUCUUCGCGUUCCUCUCCUCCCCUGGCCGCCCAGCCCAGGGCUCCAGCCGCUCCGGAGGAGGCGUGAAUCGCGCAGGAAUAUUGACUAAUUUGGGGUGGGGUGGGGGGACGGUGGGCGAUGGAGCAGCCCGAGGACAUGGCGUCGCUCAGCGAGUUCGACUCCUUGGCGGGCAGCAUCCCGGCUACCAAGGUGGAGAUCACCGUGUCGUGCAGGAACCUCUUGGACAAAGACAUGUUUUCCAAGUCUGACCCAUUGUGUGUCAUGUACACUCAAGGGAUGGAGAACAAACAAUGGCGGGAGUUUGGACGCACGGAGGUCAUUGAUAACACGCUCAACCCAGACUUCGUGCGCAAGUUCAUUGUGGAUUACUUCUUCGAGGAGAAACAGAACCUGCGUUUUGACCUGUACGACGUGGACUCCAAGAGCCCGGAUUUAUCUAAACAUGACUUUCUGGGCCAGGCCUUCUGCACCCUUGGAGAGAUCGUUGGGUCUUCUGGGAGCCGCCUGGAGAAGCCUCUCACGAUAGGAGCUUUCAGCCUCAACUCCCGGACAGGCAAACCUAUGCCAGCUGUGUCUAACGGAAGUGGUCUUUGGAUGGAAAGCUUCAGAACCACUGACCUGGAAGCUUCCGGUGGUGUCCCAGGGAAGAAGUGUGGCUCCAUCAUCCUGUCUGCAGAGGAGCUGAGCAACUGCAGGGAUGUGGCCACAAUGCAGUUCUGUGCCAACAAGCUGGACAAGAAGGAUUUCUUCGGGAAAUCUGACCCCUUCUUGGCGUUCUACAGGAGCAAUGAGGAUGGAACGUUCACCAUCUGCCACAAGACCGAGGUCAUGAAGAACACGCUCAACCCGGUGUGGCAGACCUUCUCCAUCCCUGUGAGGGCCCUGUGCAACGGGGACUAUGACAGGACCAUCAAGGUGGAGGUAUACGACUGGGAUCGGGAUGGCAGCCACGACUUCAUUGGGGAGUUCACCACCAGCUACCGGGAGCUGGCGCGCGGCCAGAGUCAGUUCAACAUCUACGAGGUGAUAAACCCAAAAAAGAAAAUGAAGAAAAAGAAAUAUGUGAAUUCUGGCACGGUCACCCUGCUUUCCUUCGCAGUGGAGUCAGAGAGCACCUUCCUGGACUACAUCAAAGGAGGGACACAGAUCAAUUUCACCGUGGCCAUCGACUUCACCGCCUCCAAUGGGAACCCCUCACAGUCCACGUCCCUGCACUACAUGAGUCCCUACCAGCUGAAUGCCUACGCGCUGGCGCUGACCGCCGUCGGGGAGAUCAUCCAGCAUUAUGACAGCGACAAGAUGUUCCCGGCCCUGGGCUUCGGGGCCAAGCUGCCCCCAGACGGCAGGGUGUCCCACGAGUUCCCACUGAAUGGCAACCAGGAGAACCCCUCGUGCUGUGGCAUCGAUGGCAUCCUGGAGGCCUACCACAGCAGCCUGCGCACCGUGCAGCUCUAUGGCCCCACUAACUUCGCCCCUGUAGUCACCCACGUGGCCAGGAACGCUGCAACCGUGCAGGACGGCUCCCAGUAUUCCGUCCUGCUCAUCAUCACUGAUGGCGUCAUCUCCGACAUGGCACAAACCAAGGAGGCCAUCGUCAAUGCGGCCAAACUCCCCAUGUCUAUCAUCAUUGUUGGUGUGGGCCAGGCCGAGUUUGACGCCAUGGUGGAGCUGGACGGUGAUGACGUGCGGAUCUCCUCCCGGGGGAAACUGGCUGAACGGGACAUUGUGCAGUUUGUGCCCUUCCGGGACUACGUGGACCGCACUGGCAACCAUGUUUUGAGCAUGGCCCGGCUGGCCCGAGACGUGCUGGCUGAGAUCCCCGACCAGCUGGUGUCCUACAUGAAGGCACAGGGCAUCCGCCCACGCCCACCACCCGCCGCACCUGCCCAGUCGCCCCCACAGUCCCCAGCCCACUCACCUCCUGGGUCGCCCCUGCACACACACAUCUGAAGCUUGCAGGACCCUGGAGGCUGAGGCCUCACUCUUUGUGGUCGCCUUCCCAGACUCCUCUCGGAGGGCUGGCGGGAGAUGGGGUGUCCAUGACCUCACCCCACUUCCUGGCCUCAACUUCCCACCCACACCCAGGGAACUGGGGGUGGUGGUGUAGGAGACAAGGGGUACACAAGAUCCUGGGGUUGAGUAGACUCCCCCAGCCUAUGUUGGAUAGCCCAGGACUCCCCUACUCUUACAGUCCGACUGGCCUUCUCCAGUCCCUGUACCCUCCUCCCUGGUGUCUAGUGUCCCCACUCCCUUGAGAUCCCCCGUCCUGUUUCCAUGGAACCCUAGACGGGUGGGCUGCCAGGGACGCGGCGUGUCACUGACCCUGCUAGGGUCACCGUGUGUGAGCAGAGCCUGUGGGCCAUCAGGCUGUGGUGGAGGCAUGUUAACACAGCGCCCCUUCACGACCCUCAAAGGCUCAGUGGUAUGCCACAGUGCUCUAGACAGAGCUGUCACGGGUAGCUUGUGGCAUUGAGCUGUCUCCUGCUCACCUCGGAGGCCGCUCACCUGCCGCGUGCACAGGGCCAGCCCCUGGGCUCCCCUCCUCCCUGCCCCUCAGAGGCUCUGGGACCCGAGACAGGAGCCCGGAGCCCCAGAUUGUCCCCCACCCCCACCCAGCACAGCCUCUGCUCUCUGGACCUCAGUGUCCACAGCUAUGUGACGACAGGAUUAGUCAGGUGGUCCAGAGUUUCCUGAGUCACCCGAGGGUCCAUUCCAUUCCACAUCCAGCCUCCCCAUCCCCUCCUCAUGGCCACCGCCCACGCCCAGGCUGUCCAGACUCUGGGGUGACCCCGUUGCAUCCUGUCACCCCCACCCCAGUCCUUCAGUUGUCAGAACUCCUGCCCCUGCUGUGGAAGAGUGAGGGGCAAGGAGGUUUUCACUACAUUUACCCCACCGGCCGCCAUCCUUUGCCCCGCCCCCCCCCGGGGCAGGUCUUGCAUGUGUCCCCUGUGCCGCAUGGGGUCCCCGCCUGCCAUCUCCCAUCCCACCCGCCUCUGUCAUGCAUGGUGAUGGUGGUGUUUCUACUGUCUGGUCCUGUGCCUGUCUGAGACCGUCUCUGUGGAACUUGCCUUAAACUGAAGUAAACCGGUUCUUUUAGUAGGAA